This is a messenger RNA of Vicia villosa (hairy vetch), 1037 nucleotides long. Its product is annotated as protein LIFEGUARD 4-like. Gene Ontology annotation, cellular component: membrane. Bases 133 to 858 code for a protein of 241 amino acids. The transcript is spliced from 4 exons. The record is from RefSeq and is a predicted model, not a curated record. NCBI's taxonomy places the organism in Eukaryota, Viridiplantae, Streptophyta, Magnoliopsida, Fabales, Fabaceae.
CCUCUCUAGCCUAAUAGCAGUUUAUUCUAUUUAAUAACCCCCGCAAAACAAAAACAAAGAUCGAAAAUCGUUAACUACUUUCUCUCACUUUCUCAGUUCAAGAAACUUCACCGGAAAAAGAAACACUGCAAGAUGUGGAAUCAACCGUACGGAAAAUCCGAUGUGGAAAGCGGCGCACGGCCGCUGUACCCGAUGAUGCUUGAAAGCCCCGAACUACGGUGGUCUUUCAUCCGGAAAGUCUACGUCAUCAUCGCCAUCCAAUUACUCGCCACCAUCGCUGUCGGCGCCGUCGUCGUCACCGUUCGUCCCAUUUCGACGUUCUUCGCCACCACCAACACCGGUCUCGCUCUUUACAUCGUUCUUAUUUUUGUCCCUUUGAUCACGUUGUGUCCGCUUUACUCGUAUUAUCAGAAGCAUCCGGUUAAUUACUUUCUGUUGGGGAUUUUCACUCUUUCGCUUUCGUUUGUUGUUGGAUUGAGUUGCGCUUUCACUAGCGGAAAAGUUGUUCUGGAAGCGGCUAUAUUGACUGCUGUGGUGGUGAUAGCUCUGACUCUUUACACAUUUUGGGCUGCAAGUAGAGGCUAUGAUUUCAACUUCCUUGGCCCUUUCUUAUUUGGUGCUGUUAUGGUUCUUAUGGUCUUUGGUCUGAUUCAGGUUUUCUUUCCAUUGGGGAAAAUAUCUACUAUGAUCUAUGGUUGCUUGGGAGCAAUUAUAUUUUGUGGCUACAUCCUUUAUGAUACAGACAACUUGAUCAAGAGAUACUCCUACGACGAAUUUAUUUGGGCUUCUGUUUCUUUGUAUUUGGACAUCAUCAACCUUUUCCUGUCUCUGCUCACUAUUUUCAGAGCAGCUGAAUAGUUGAAAUCCUUGUUUUUCUCAGUACAUACUACUUGUUUACUUUAAGGUAGUGGGUGGUUUUUGAAAUUGAAUUCUUAUCUGCUAAUAAAUCUCUAUGGCCUCCCAGCUGCCCUUGUUCUUUGUACUGGAUAAUUGUUGUUAAGGCUGUUAAUACAUACUAGUAGUUAAUUACGAUUUCA